Cylindrotheca closterium is the source of this 2166-nucleotide messenger RNA. The record is from the annotation of a GenBank genome assembly. NCBI's taxonomy places the organism in Eukaryota, Bacillariophyta, Bacillariophyceae, Bacillariales, Bacillariaceae.
AUGUACAAUACCGGUACGGCUGAGACACUCCGUGGAGGGCGAAGGAACAAGUCACUUCUAUCGACGUUUAAAAAAACGAAUUCUACAGGGAAGCUGAUGGAUGAUGUCGAUGCUCCUGUCGAGGAGCUGGAUGCCAGUGAUAGUGCUGGCAGUGAUGCUGACUUGAUCUUCUUCCAACAAGCUCACGAGGAAGCCCAACCAGCUCGCAACGCACGACGAAGGGGGUCACUCCUUUCGUCAUUGAAAAAAGCGAGCUCCACAGGGAAUCUGAUGGAUGAUCUUGGCGAAAGGGAAGGAAAUGAUGAUUUUGAUGACUUGAACUUUAUUCAAAGUGCCCACGGUGAAUCGGAGUACAAUGUCGCCGAGACCCCCCGUGGUAGGGGGAGACGAAGGGUCAGAUCACUUCUUCAGACUAUCAGACGGUCUACUUCGAAAAAAAGGUUGGAGGACGAUGAUUUCGAGAAUGAUGAUGUUGAUGACUUGCGUCAAAUCCAAAACCUUGAAGAUAUCGAGCGUUCAAUUCCUUCUAACACACCACGUAGCGAGGGAAAGAAGAAACGGUUAAGAGCCCGUCUGAAGGCUAGAGAGAGCAAUGACGUCAGUGACCUCGUUGCUGAAUCGAAUCAUGCCAUCAAAAGUGGAAAAGAUCCUAGACGAGUUUCCAAAUCACCUGCUCGGCUUUCGAAAGAACAUGCUUUAUCUGAUCCAGAGAGACGUCAAAGGAAAAGGAGUUCCAAAUCCCCCGCUAGACUUUCGAAAGAAUAUACUUUAGGUGAUCCAGAGAGGCGUGAAAGGAAUAUGAACAAAGAGAAGAGCAAAAGUGGAAUGGACAAACGACUUUCGACCGAUUCCCAGAACGACCAUUAUGGAAUACCUUUGUCAUUCGAGCAAAGGGUGCAACAGAAAGUCCGACAAGAGUCUUUGACCACUCCUCGACCGAAAAAGAGAAAUAUCAAGUCAAAGCUACAGGUUUCAGGACUCGAUCUAGCAUCUCCCGUCGAAAAGAAACGCACCAAACGGCCCGGACGUUCCAAGUCAGCUAACGACAGCUUGAUCCAUGACGUUUCUACCAUUUCCACCAAAGACAUGAGCACCGACGCUUCCCCUGGGCUUAGUGAACGAAACCAAGACUGUGGGUACGACUCCGAGGGGCGCAUCGGGCGAAAGAAGCGAGUUCCGCGUCCCAGAAAGGGAAGACCGGUAAAGGAAGUUCUCAUCGGCUCAGAGUCGCCGGCUGCACUUUCUCCGCACCAGAAAUUACGGCAGUCAAUUAUGAAUGAUCUAGAUGGCUUAGAAGAUCGCUCAUCUAUUGCAACCAUGUAUUUGCAUCGACAAGUUGAAGCGCUCAAGAAGAAGGUGGAGAAAUUAACCAAGACAAAUGAGAAAAUCCAAGUCCAGCUCAACGAGGAAAUAGAUCUGAAUGGCCAGAUGGCGAUGAAACUGCGAGAGCAUGAGCUUGGAUUAGCAGCUCUCGAGAGCGUGAACGACACCAAAGUUAAAGUUGAAAUACUUAAGAAAGAUCACGAGGACGAGAAGCACGAAAUGGACCUUCUCUUGAAAGAAAAAGACAUAUUCAUCGAGAGACUGCAGCAGAAGAUCAACAGCAUUCGAGUAGCCAAUAGUACCAUGCAAAUGCAAAGGGAUUCACCAAAAACGUCUCACACUGAUACUUCUGGUCACGAUGUUAAAGGCCUACAAAAAAAAGUAAAAGCUCAAGAUGAAGAGAUCGAAGACCUGACCAUGAAAUUAUUUGCUGUUCAGGAACAGCGAGGGCAAGACAAGAGGUACAUCAACAAUCUCCAAGGGGAGCUUCAACAAACCAAGGACGAAAAGAAGAAACUGGAUGUUGAGUUACAAACGGCUAAGAAAGAGCAUGCAAAGGCUAUGAAACGAAAAGACGAGACUGUUGAUUUCUUGCAAGAUUCACUAUUAAAGUUGAAGCUGAAAGAAAGUAAGCAAAGGAACAAAGAACGGGAACUUGCUGGUUCACCAGCAUUUGGACGAGGAAAGAAUAAUCGUUCACCUAGGAAGAAAUCACCUGUAGCGCAGUUCAGCCUCAGUCCCGGUCGAUUAUCCUUCCGAAACUUGAAAGUACAGGAUGUUGUUCUUGAUGAUGAUGAUCCUCGAUCACAGUCCACUUCCAAUCUUUGCUUUUCUCCGCUUUGA